Messenger RNA from Mizuhopecten yessoensis (Yesso scallop), 1814 nucleotides. RefSeq lists its product as uncharacterized. Bases 91 to 1149 code for a protein of 352 amino acids. The record is from RefSeq and is a predicted model, not a curated record. Lineage: Eukaryota; Metazoa; Mollusca; Bivalvia; Pectinida; Pectinidae. The transcript has 2 exons.
UUCAUUGACGUCGAACACACCGGUAAUCCGUCGGAAGAGGAGUCUACAGGGACCACUUCAUUGUGACAUUUCUUCUUAGAAACUUAUGAUAUGGCCAUCAUAUUCAUGACUAAAUUGCUUUCAGCCAACAAAAGACAUUUUUUCGUCAUCACCAGACACUGCCAGUCGAUAACAGGUGUAAAGAAAGUAGACGACGUGCUGGUGAAAGUCACCGGUGGUCGGAUUUCAGGAUGGCUCAAGGUUCUCGGUCAGGUGUCUGGACAGACAGAAGUCAAACACUCACAGGAAGCUGUACUUGUGGCUGAGAAAUUGUUUGAACAGAAACAGGAUGAGAGACAAAAACAGACUCGUGUACUGAAAGAUUUGCAAAAACUACUUAAACAUGCUACCGAGGAGAGGGAACUAAAAACCAGCAUAAGAGGAACCGCUGAAUACAUGAAAAUAGUGGAGAAAGAAAAUAACCUGUAUGGUCAGGUAGAUGAACUUCAAGAACAGAUAACUGUUCUGGAAGAGGCGGAGAGGAAAUUCUUCAUAAAGUUUUCCUCGUCUAUAAGAUCCAGUCAGGCGAUUGAGCGUACCCAGUCUCAAAGAUCUCAGCAGUUCGGAUAUGUUUUAUCUGUUGUUGGCAUUUGUUUAGGAGGGAUUAUAAGUUUUAUUCUCAAUGAACAUAGGAUGAACAAAGUCUAUAAAAUUGUGUCAUCAGCAACAGAUUUAGCAAAUGAUUAUAAAGGUGAUAUGGGAAACCUUGGUGAACAGUUUCAGCAACAACAGGACAAAAUGGAAGAGCUUAUCUCUUCAAUACAAAGUAAGCUAGGGCACUCAAGUGUUCAUACAGAGUUAACUAACAAGUCGCAGAAGCAAAGAGUGUCAAUGGAAAAGUGUCUGGAAGAAAUCUUACAGAAGGUCAAAGAUCAGAAAAUCCUGCUGGACAGGAUAGACAGGGAAAUCACUGACCUAAAGAAACUCCAUGAAUCAGAGAUUGUAAGAGACAGCAGUGGAGGGGUAGUGCAUGUCUCCCCUGAGGUGAAGGAUAUAUUAAGCAACAAUCAGAAACAGAUGGAGUGGAAAAUGAAAGUGACGACAGUAGUUAGUCUGAUACUGACUGUCCCCAUCAUUUAUAUUUUUAACAAAGGUAUUGGGGGCAGUUGAUAGGUAUAAACUGUUUCAGGAGUAAAACUGUGGGCACUUUACACAGCUAGUAACAAUAACAUUGCUUAACAUUUAGAAAAGUUUGCAAAGUGGUAAUUUUCAUAGAUUUCACUGUUACUGAAAUUACCAAUAAUAAGCCUGUGCAAACGUACUGACACACAAUGAAAUAUAUGUUUUGGCAACAUUGCUAAUGUGAACAUUCUUAUGCCCUGCAGUAAAGAGUUGUGGGUCGUCAAGUGUUACCCUUGUCUGUUUGUCUGUAUGGUUAAGUUUUUGCGUUUGGGUCAGCAACUUCACAUACUACUGCUCCACUAUGAUGACAGCAUGUGACAUGACUUUCUGUAAACUUUACUUAUGUGACAUUGUUUUAGUCUGGGACAAAUUUCUAGUCAUAAAGCAUUAGUUUGGUUAGUUAGAAUCUGAACAUUUCUGCUCACUUAUAUUUCACCUUUAAACAACUUUAUCUAUUUUGGGUAAUGUUAAAUAUUUCUACUUCCAAUGAGAAAACAGAUUGUAGACACAUACAUCCUUUUCAAAUAUGCAGACUUAAAAUGUCAAAUCCAGCAAUCAGUGCCAACAUUAAGCACAUCUGAGUACAUAUCUAUGCCCUUCAAGUGUGUUGUGUCUGUGAUAUGUAUAAAAAAUAAAGUGAAUUCCAUCUUACA